AAUUGGAUUAUCUUUGACAGUUGACAUUGUGUUGUUAUUGAUUUUAUUUAGAUGUAAGUGGUCAUUGCUUUUAGGGAAUAAUGAGAUUACAACAAUUAAAGUAAGAAUAUUUAUGUAAUUCAAUUGUGCAGUAAAAGCCAUGUCGGCAAAUGGAAACGGCGCAAAUUAUGCGCCGUUGAAACAAACAUUGUCGGAUACAGAAUCUGAAGACGAUCAAAAGGUUGAAAAUGCUGUUCGUAUUAGAACUACGGAUAGCUGCAACAACUUAGAAUACAAUAGUGGUUUGCAAUCUUCCAAAAAUUACAGUACUAGCGAUAUGGACGACUUAAAUACUAACGCCAACACUUUGGAGAGUACAAUGGACAAUGUAAGUUUUCUUCAAUCCGAUGCUUCUAAUAAAAUGUCUUUGCCUCGCCGCUGCGCUUUUGUGGCAUCAAUAUUUAUGUGCAUCUUCACAGUUGUAAUCUUUUUAUGGGGAAUUCCAUGUUCUAAUGUGGGGAACUGUUCAAAUAACCAAUGGCGCGAUAAAUCUGCUGGUUGGGAGUUACCCUAUUACGAUUUGGAGCUCUCUGGCGCAAUUCAAGUUGUUAAUGGUGCUAUACCGAAAACAAAGAACUUAAUAUUUAUCUAUCGAGGCAACCAUAUGAAGCAUGAAGGAUUUAAUAACAAUGACAAUGUUAAUGGAGUAUUACUUAUUGUUGGCAACACUGGAGAAGUUGGAUGGUUCACAAGAGAAAAAAGAAUACCAACGCAAAUAAAUUGUAAUCUAAUUGAUGUUAACAAAGAUAGACAAAGAGAUUGUCUAGUGUCUGGUACAGAAGGUCUAUUAGCAACAUUAAAUGCUCUAUCCGGAACACAUUAUUGGCAUGUCAAUAAAAAUGGUAAUGUCUCCACUGAUAUAGCUGCAAUAGAUUUUCCAAUUAUUGUGAAUGACACAGACAAAGAUGGAGUUUUAGAUUUAUUAACGAUAGCUACAGUCUAUCCCAAUACAAACCACAAUGAACUAUUGCUUAUUUCUGGAGCCACUGGGAACAUUAUUGGUGGACCGUUGAUUAUACCUGAAUGUACAUCUGUGAAGCUGUUACCGGAAGCAACAUACAUUACAUAUUUGUGUAAAAGUGGGCCAGCUGAAGCUGUGCGGCAAAUUUUAUAUCCACAUUUACUUAAAAAAUUAUCAGCAAAUCAUGGUAGUGAAGUACCUGUACCGAAAAAGGCAAAUUUAAGCUUGAAAAAGAAUAUAGGAAACACUAGAACAGAAUUUACUAAUGGACCAGGAAAACUUAUAGUUCAGAAUUCAGGGGAGUGUCCAGACUCUUGCAAAGUGAACCUGACUCUGGUGCUAGAACAGAAUGGAACCGCAAAUGUAACUUGGGAAUACACUGCAAACCACGUGUUCGCAAUGACGCCGAGCUCGUUUUCUUUCACAAACUCGAUACGAGGAUUCGUGUUAAAAUUAUGACAGUGGAAUAGUGCCCAUUUAGCAAAUGGUGCACGAAAAGUCGAUGAAGUAAGAUACAAUAUGCAAAACCAAAGUCCGAAGAAUGUUUUCUACUAUCGCCCGAUGAUAAAUGUAGCUUCACUUUCGUCAUUUAUAAAGUAUACUAACUUUACUGCUCAUGAUAUCUCGGAGAGAAUAGUAUUGGUGUCAUUUGAUAAGAAACAGAUUCAUAAUGUAAACGUGAGCCAGACGGAUAUAAUACAGAUAUGCGUUCGUGAGUCUAUGAACAACUUGCCGAUACCAUUGUGUCAACCGGACCUAGAAUAUCAGGAACAAUCAUUGAAGAUCGCUGAUUUAGAUGGUGAUCGGUCCAAUG
Molecule: messenger RNA, 1814 nt
Organism: Papilio polytes (common Mormon)
Lineage: Eukaryota; Metazoa; Arthropoda; Insecta; Lepidoptera; Papilionidae
Exons: 1
Coding region: 140-1459 (439 amino acids)
Source: RefSeq, a predicted model, not a curated record